Owenia fusiformis is the source of this 2677-nucleotide messenger RNA. The record is from the annotation of a GenBank genome assembly. Lineage: Eukaryota; Metazoa; Annelida; Polychaeta; Sabellida; Oweniidae.
UGGGAUAGAUUCUCCAUAGUCGCGGCCAAACAAAUUAUGGCAGAGUUAAGUUAUCAAGCAAUUAGGACUGCUCAUCAGUCUCGAGAAGCAGAUGAGUUACGUAGUGAAUCCAGGAAGAAGAAUCUUCUCAUCUUAGUACUACAUUAUCUUACAGAAGAGGGGUAUCUAGAAGCCUCCAAUGCCUUAUCCAAAGAGACGAACUUAGACAUGAGGCGCUUUGAAGUUUGUGACAAUAUUGAUUUAGAAACUGUUCUAAUGGAGUAUGAGUCCUACUAUUACAUAAAAUUCUCUAAAUACCCAAAAGUGACCAAGAAGUUGACACAAAGUGGUGAUGAGAGGAAAAUGCCACCAAGAAAUAAUAAAAUUGUAAAAAAUAAUACUAAGACCAAUGGGACCCCGGCUUUACCCAAAAUUCCCCAGAAACCCCAAGAGAAUGGGCCGUCACCUGGAUUGACACGUCCUAAGUCAGGAAUUAAUAGAAGAACAUCAAAUCAGAGUAAUGCCAGUGCAAGUAAAAAUGGAAAACAGAGCAUGCCUGUCAGUAAUGGAGAUGAGCCUCCAGGGGGAGGAGGCUUACAGGGACUUUGUGUGCAGGGGACAAGCAGCAACUCUCACGAUGAAAAACCUGUGCCUGAUCCACGUAAGAAUGCCAGACCUGGUCAAAUUAUUGACUUCCGUUCGAUGAUCAAUGAUGCAACAAAGAUGAAUGUGGAGGAAGGUUCCCAGGAUACAACUGGAAUGGAUAAACUCCAGCGACCUUUGGGCAAUUAUGCGGGGUAUACUCAAGAAUGGCGAGAUCUUGCACAAGUUAUCAGUAGGGACAUAUACAGUAGCAAUACAAAUGUUCAUUGGGAUGAUAUUAUAGGGUUGGACAAUGCUAAACGUUUAGCAAAGGAAGCAGUGGUCUAUCCAAUUAAGUACCCACAGUUAUUCACAGGGAUACUUUCUCCAUGGAAGGGAUUGCUUCUUUAUGGACCACCAGGUACUGGAAAGACACUACUAGCCAAGGCAGUUGCCACAGAGUGCAAGACAACAUUCUUCAAUAUCUCAGCAUCAAGUAUUGUCAGCAAGUGGAGAGGAGACUCUGAGAAACUAGUCAGGGUGUUAUUUGAGCUAGCCAGAUUUUAUGCCCCUUCUACAAUAUUUAUUGAUGAGCUGGAGUCACUGAUGAGUCAGAGGGGAGGGGGAGGAGGGGGGGAACAUGAAGGUAGUAGGCGCAUGAAGACUGAGCUACUGGUCCAAAUGGAUGGACUUGCCAAAACUGAUGACCUUGUAUUUUUGUUAGCUGCAUCAAACUUGCCAUGGGAGUUGGAUCAUGCCAUGUUAAGACGUCUAGAGAAGAGGAUCCUUGUAGAUCUGCCCACAAAGGAUGCCAGGAAAGCUAUGUUCUGUCACCAUCUACCCCCCAUAGUUAACCCAGCAGAAGGUGGAUUAGAACUACGCUCUAAUCUAGAAUAUGAUCUUCUUGCUGAUAAAACUGAGGGUUAUUCAGGCUCAGAUAUCAAACUAGUCUGUAAGGAGGCUGCUAUGAAACCAGUUAGAAAAGUAUUUGAUAUUCUAGAAAAGGUUACAGGUGAAUCUGAUUUGCAUAUAACAUUGGACACUAUUCAAACAGAAGAUGUCAUGUCUGCGUUAUCAAGGACUAAACCUUCAGCUAAAAACUUGGCUAAGAGAUAUGAGGCAUGGCAGAAAGAUUAUGAAUCAGUUUGAAGAGUCAGAAUCUGUAAAUGAUUCAAAAUUUAUGUAUCAAGAUACAUCUGUGUAUUAAGUUGUAUCUGUGUGAACUGGUUCCAUGAAAAGGAUGAGUCAAUGGGAAAGAUCAAGGAUCGGUGUGAAAGAUCUGGGAUCAGUUUGAAGGAUCAAGGAUCUAUAUUAAAGAUGGGGAUGGAUCUAGGACUUACAUGAAGGAUCGAGCUAUUGUGUAAAGGAUUAAUUGUAAAGUAUAAAGGAUUAGAACCAGAUCAAGUAUUCAGAUCAAUUAGAGAUCCAGGAUUCAGAUCCAAUAUAAAUAUGAAGGAUCAAAAAGAGAUGUUUCAAACAAUAUUUAUUACAGUUUGAUGCCAAAGACAUAAAAAAGUUGAUGUAAGAUCUCAUCGGGGCAGGUCCCUUGAACAAAAAAACAAACAAAAAUCCGUCCAUGUUUGUAUUAUUCCAUGCUUCUAUAUUUCCAUAUUCCGUCCAUUUGUACUCUAUUUAUUUAUGAUGUGAAUUUCAAAAGAAUAGACCACUAUAUUUUGUAUUUGUUGGGCACUACUUAUGCAUUUACAGCAUGGCACUCAUUUGAUAUGGGUGAUUUUACGAAUAAGAUGUAUUUAGGAUUUUCUUUGAAUUGUGAGUCAGAUUGUUUACAAAAUUCACCGUAAAUGUAUAUUUUUGAAUUAUACAGUAAAAUUUGUAUAAUUGGAACACCUCGGGUACCUAAAAAAGUCUUCUACUUACUGAGGUUCAUUAUCGUUAUUGAGAAAUGACAAAAUAAAGGUGUUCCCAUGUACAUGUUUUACUGUACUUUUAUGACUUCAGGUUCUUCAAAAGAUGUCACUGUUUUUCUAUAACAACCCUUUUCAUACAUAUUUCUAACUUUAUAAUGGUUUCUAGUAUCUCUCUGCUCUAUAUGGUCAUGCAGUGUAUUAGUUCUCUCAGAAACAACAACAUUGCUACAAGAAUAUGAUAUUUCAUA